Messenger RNA from Ilyonectria robusta, 1183 nucleotides. RefSeq lists its product as uncharacterized. The record is from RefSeq and is a predicted model, not a curated record. The coding region runs from base 1 to 753 and encodes 250 amino acids. The transcript has 4 exons. NCBI's taxonomy places the organism in Eukaryota, Fungi, Ascomycota, Sordariomycetes, Hypocreales, Nectriaceae.
AUGGCUCCCCUCCCCUGCCUGGCAGGUUCUGCCAACCCGGUUGCCCCCCCUCGAACGCCUCCUUUGCAACGCAUCGGGUUCCAUGCCAACUCCACCAAAACCCGCCCUAUUACCCUACGAUGUGUUACUGUACCAGCAUGCCGCAAUGCAUCAGCGCCGGCCUGGUCCAAGUGCUGCGCGGCCGUCCCUAGCAUGCCGUUCCUUCGCCCGGUCUAUAAUUACAAAAUUACGAACUGGGCCAACGGUGACUGCUCCGUCUUUGCUACCGGCACUACAAGCCAAGGCAGUGAUCGGCAGACGGGCUGCACCGCUGGAUACUCCGCUCGCUCAUCCCAUCCACCAUCCACCUGCCAAGCUACGGACCUUCCUAGGUUCCCCGCAUCUGGGGGCCAUCGCCAUCUGUUUUUCGUCAAAUCAAAUUACAUCCUGGCCCCGGCGGCUUUGACCUGGGCAGAGAUUAACUGCGCGUGCCCUCCUCUCCCUAACCCUUCACCCCUUCGUCCUCACCGACAGCAGAGCAGUGCGAUUUUGGCAUGGCAUCCAGUGGGGAAGUCUUUCCUGGGGUCAGCCCUCAAUUUCAUUUUCCAAAGUACGGACGUAGCACAGAUUGGGUCUCGGCGUCUCGGCAUGCCACGCGCCGUCAUGGACAAGACGGAAUGGGGCCGGGGAAGCGACCAGCCCCUGCUCGCUAUCCAACCCACAUCUGUUAUUGCCACCGCUCCACCGUCACCCGCGGCCCUACUACGUGCGUAGUACCGGCUGUCUACGUUGUUGGAUCCAGCGCUCUCGAGUUCCAAGCUGUCAAAAAGGCUUGAUGUUGGUCGACACCGGCUACGCAACAAUGGGUCGAGUCAAAGCGCGCGCGCUGGCGUCCGUUCCGCGACGGGCACACUGCACUGACGAUAGAGGGAUUUCUCUCCCCGCCGCCCCCCCACUCUGACGGGCCCUCGAGUAAACACGUUUCGGUCCUGCUCAGGCACCGGGCUGUAUUCGUACAUGCGCAGUAUUAUUGACUAGCACGUAGACAGAAAAAAGUGCUGCUGACGAGCUACUACGUCAAGUCAGACAUCAACGGGGUGAAACACUUCAUCGCACUGACUGCUGUCAGUAACGGGUUUCGGUUUCAAUGUCUCGCGUCGUGCCCUCACCGUCGCCUGAAGCAGCGGCCAGUUUUGAAGUUUCG